AUGUCCAGUACCUCCCCAUUCGUAGUAGCUACCGCUCCAUACGAUCCCCUCGUCCCCUUACAUAAUAAUAGUGAGGAGGAUGUAGAGGCGGAGGGAGAGGAUAAUCUACUAAUUGAUCCAUCUCUAACUGAAGGACAUCAUGUUGUAUAUGAUAGGGAGAUACCAUUAGAAAUAAGGAUAUUACAACAACAACCAUCAUCAAGUAACAAGAUAGAUGUGGGUACCUUAGAAGCUAUACGAUGCAAGAUUAUGAUAUUAGGAGAACAUGAAGGAUCAUUUAAACAUUGUAGAGUAGAGCUUACUUCAGAGAAGGAUAUAUUCUUCCAUUAUACACAUUCAUUAGAUGAGAUGCAAUUCAGGGAUAUACAAGAGGAACAGAAGCUUAUGAUAGAAUUCAAUGAAUACGUUAAUGUAUUUAUAAAGAUGUGUAACUCUACCAUUGCCGAACCUCAUGCCUUCCUAGGAGUAUUAGUAAUGUCUAAGGAUGCUACUACUGCUAGGCUAGACUUUGUACAGAAUAUGGAGUAUAAGUUUAUAGAGCUACUCAGUGCUGAGUUCAUAGCAUCACCAGAUGCUAUUAUAAGGCAACAUAUUGUAUAUAGGUAUAAUGCUAUGAAGGCUAAAUUAGCAGCAUCUCAGGCUAGGUUACAGGAUUUCCAUGCUAUUGUUAAGCUAAAGAAUCCUAGUUUAUUAUUACAGAUACAACAGAAAGGUGGUAUAUGGAUGGAUACUCUAGGCAUAACUGGUGAGGUUACUACUCAUGUAACCAAGGGUACUGGUGAUCAUGCUAUACUAAAGGAUAGUGCUAUUGUGGUGUAUACAGUACAUAAACAUGAUUAUGUUAUUAUAGUAGAGGAUGAUCUUAUAUUCUCUAAGAACUUCCUAACAUUAUUUAUUAAUAAUGCUUGGUUAUUAGAAGUAGAUGAUACACUGUAUUGUAUAAGUGCAUGGAAUGAUAAUGGUUUUAUGGAAUAUGCUACUAAUGAGAGUAUACUAUAUCGUACUGACUUCUUCCCUGGUCUAGGAUGGAUGUCAAAUAGAUCAUUAUGGGAUAGGAUAAGGAGUAGAUGGCCACAUGCACCUACUACUGGUUGGGAUCAUUGGAUGAGGCUUAGUACUACACAUGAUGGUAGAGAAUGUAUAUAUCCUGAAGUACCUAGAACACGUCAUAUAGCACAAGAGGGUUCUAAUGUUCAUGCUGCUGAUCAAGCAGGGAUAUAUGCAAGGAUGGCAUUAAGUACAGGGCAGCAAGGGGAAAUACCCUAUAUACGUGAGGACUAUCCUCUAAUACAAGAACACUUUCAUCUAUUUCCUAACUAUUUUAGAGGGCAACAUAGAGGGGUAGUUAUUAUUAGUCUACAUACAAGAGGAGUACUAGAUAAUGAUAACAACAUGAUGAUGGGAAGCAGGAGUAGGAGGCAGAGGAAAGGGAUUACGAAGUUAGUAUUCAUCGAUCGUCGUAGAGGGCAUGAAUGGUUACCUAGUAAUACAUCCCUUACCCCACCACCAAAUAUGAUGUAUAUACCAUCUGCAUCUAGAGGUGUAUCAUGUACUCAUACAUGUAUACAUAAUAAUGCACGAUGCUAUGAUCAUCUAUUGGAGUUUGCUAAUGAUUGCCAUAUUAUGUUAUCCCAUUUCCCAUGUGAAGAGGGAUGUGGUCAUCAAUUAGGAUUAGAGUUACCUGCUUAUGUUAUGGACAGUACUCUACAUACAGUAGGGCAAUGUUUAGUCACUGAUCAUGGCUCUCCUAGUUGUGCUACAUACCAUAUCUCUACUGCUAGAAUGUGUACAUGUAUACCUAACAUCAACAUCAACAACAAUAACAAGACAAAUUCUGAUCAUGCCUUGAUGAUACCAUUACAAGAGGCUCUAUUAGAGCGUAUGAAUAAGAAACUAGACAAGCUUAGUAUUAUAUUAAGGGAUAAGGAGGAGGAAGGGAGGAGACUAGCAAGGCAUAGGGAGGAUAUAGGAACACAAUUAUAUGCAUAUCAACAACAAUUAGGAUCAUUACAGAACAAUAUAGAAUUAGCCAAUGAAGAUAGGCAAUGGAUUGAUGAUAAAGUGAGAGAGGUGAAGGAACGGGUAGAGGGUUUGACUAAAGAGCAUGAUAUAUGUAAUAAGGAGGUUAGAGAUCAGAUGGAUAUGUUAGAGAGAGUAAGGGAGGAGAGGAAUGAGGUAUCACAUAGUGUGGAACAAUUAAAGCGGUAUAAAGAGGGAUUAGAAGGGAAUAUAUUACUAAAGAAAAGGGAAGCAUAUAAGGGGGAGGCUAAUAUCCAAGCAGUAGAGAAAGAUAAGGCCAAACAAGAUAUACUAAUAGACGAGCUGGGUAGAGUAUUGAGGAAUAAGGCUGAGCAUAUAGCAUUAUUAGAGGCACAGAUGGAGGUACAAUCUAAAGAGGGGGAUAAUGCUAAUAUGAUGAUAAGGGAGGCUACUCAAGCAUUGGAGGAGAUUAAUGAUGAGAGGAAGAUUAUUAGACAGGAGAUAUUAGAGGAGAAGAUGAGGAGAUUAGAGCUAGUGAUGAAGGAGAAGGUGAAUGAUAAGGUGGUGUGUGAUAGAGAGAUAAGGCGGCUUAGGGAGGAUCUAAAGAGGAUUAAUAAGAGAAUAGGGGAGUAUAGGGAUAAGGUUGAUAGUGUAAAUAGAGAUAUGAAGGAUGUUCAAGGGAGAGUACUUGAUAGCUUGUCUAAGAAGGAGGAGGAUAUAGGUGUAGUAUAUAAGGCGGUAGAUGGUAGUAAGGAUACUGGACUGAAGUUGGAGGAGGAUUUAAUAGAGUGUGAGAGGCAGAUGACACAAUGGGAGAAGAAGCUUACUUUAGAAGAGGAACUACAACAGGGUCUAGACCCAAGUGUUGGACAGUCUACUAUUGGUAUAAUGAAGAAGGAGAUGCAUAGGAUGGAGUUACGAUACAACCAGUUAUUGAGGAAACAGGAGGAGUUAGUGAGGGAGAUGACACGGGCUGUGGAGAAGAGGGAUAUUAUUGAGUUCAAGUUUAAGGGGGAUGAUGGAGAUCAAAGAGCUAAUAGGAUUAAAAAGGAUAUGAAUAUUAAUAGGAACUUAACUGGGCUACAAAGGAAGUUAGCGGCUAUUACUGAGGCCACUAGUCUUGCUGAUGUCGAUAUUAAGGAAAAGGAGGGGAGAAUAAUGAAUACUGGAGAGGAUAUUAGAGAUCUAGCCACAGUCCUUGAUAAUAAUGAUGGGGAGAUUGAGCAAGUAUUGGCUAAGGUAUGCGGGAAUGUUGUGAGGAAAGGGAGGCAGUUUGCAGAAGUUGUUGGGAUACAACAUGAGACAAGACGACUCGAGAAAAGGGCCAAUAAUGGUAGGAUAAGCCAACACUCAAGCGGUAGAGAGGAAGAAGAUGGUGUAGAAAGAAGAUUCUCCACUCAAGGGCGGGGGCAACAACAACAACAGCUCGAGUCGUUGAAUGAUAGCGUACACAGUAUAUUGUUGGAGGCUGCUGAUAAUUACUUGAACUUUGCGCAAAGUGCUUGCCGAAAGGAGCAAAUUCGCUACGAAGAGUAA
Molecule: messenger RNA, 3516 nt
Organism: Perkinsus marinus ATCC 50983
Lineage: Eukaryota; Perkinsozoa; Perkinsida; Perkinsidae
Product: alpha-1,3-mannosyl-glycoprotein beta-1, 2-n-acetylglucosaminyltransferase, putative
Exons: 29
Coding region: 1-3516 (1171 amino acids)
Biological process (GO): axoneme assembly
Cellular component (GO): cytoplasm
Molecular function (GO): acetylglucosaminyltransferase activity
Source: RefSeq, a predicted model, not a curated record